Myodes glareolus (Bank vole) is the source of this 6495-nucleotide messenger RNA. It is a transcript of the gene Gspt1, whose product is annotated as G1 to S phase transition 1. The record is from RefSeq and is a predicted model, not a curated record. NCBI's taxonomy places the organism in Eukaryota, Metazoa, Chordata, Mammalia, Rodentia, Cricetidae. Gene Ontology annotation, molecular function: GTPase activity; GTP binding.
UUUCGCACACACGAGGAGGAUUGAGCUGCUGUCGCUGCGGUCGCGAGUGCCCAGUCUGGACUGUAGCUGCCGCCCAAGACGCCGAGGAGUGAGUCGUUGGCCUCCGGCCCCUCUCUCUUACCGCCCUCGCUGGGUCAGCGCGGCCUGCUCCUCCCUGGUCGGCCGCCCCCGCCUCCAUUUCCCGCCCUCUCUUCACCACACACACGGCCCCCCCGAUCAUGGAUCCCGGCAGCGGCGGAGGCGGCGGAGGCGGCGGUGGCGGGAGCAGCAGCAGCAGCGACUCUGCGCCCGACUGCUGGGACCAGACGGAUAUGGAGGCCCCCGGGCCGGGGCCUUGCGGCGCCGGCUCCAUGGCGGCGGUGGCCGAGUCCCAGCGUGAGAACCUCAGCGCGGCCUUCAGCCGGCAACUCAACGUCAACGCCAAGCCCUUCGUCCCCAACGUCCACGCCGCAGAAUUCGUGCCGUCCUUCCUGCGGGGUCCGGCCCAGCCGCCGCCAUCCCUCGCUGGCGCGGCCGGCGGCGACCACGGAGCGAGUAGCAGCGCGGGAGGCCCUUCGGCACCUGUGGAGUCGUCUCAAGAACAGUCAUCAUUGUGUGAAGGUUCAAAUUCAGCUGUUAGCAUGGACCUUUCAGAAACUGUUGUAGAAAAUGGAGAGACAGAAAUGUCCCCAGAAGAAUCAUGGGAGCACAAAGAAGAAAUAAUUGAAGCAGAGCCAGGGGGUGGUUCCUCAGGAGAUGGAAGGCCACCAGAGGAAAGUGCCCAAGAAAUGAUGGAGGAGGAAGAAGAAAUACCAAAACCUAAGUCGGUGGUGGCACCACCAGGUGCUCCUAAGAAAGAACAUGUAAAUGUAGUGUUCAUUGGGCAUGUUGAUGCAGGCAAGUCAACCAUUGGAGGACAAAUAAUGUAUUUGACUGGAAUGGUCGACAAAAGGACACUUGAGAAAUACGAACGAGAAGCUAAAGAAAAAAACAGAGAAACUUGGUACUUGUCUUGGGCCUUAGACACAAACCAGGAAGAACGAGACAAGGGGAAAACAGUAGAAGUAGGCCGUGCCUAUUUUGAAACAGAAAAGAAGCAUUUUACAAUUCUAGAUGCUCCUGGCCAUAAGAGUUUUGUCCCAAAUAUGAUUGGUGGUGCCUCUCAAGCUGACUUGGCUGUACUGGUAAUCUCAGCCAGGAAAGGAGAGUUUGAAACUGGAUUUGAAAAAGGAGGACAGACAAGAGAACAUGCAAUGUUGGCAAAGACAGCAGGUGUCAAACACUUAAUUGUGCUUAUUAAUAAGAUGGAUGAUCCAACAGUGAACUGGAGCAACGAGAGAUAUGAAGAAUGUAAAGAAAAACUAGUGCCGUUUUUGAAAAAAGUUGGCUUCAAUCCCAAAAAGGACAUUCAUUUUAUGCCCUGCUCAGGACUGACAGGAGCCAAUCUGAAAGAGCAAUCAGAUUUCUGUCCUUGGUACAUUGGCUUACCAUUUAUUCCAUAUCUGGAUAAUUUGCCAAACUUCAAUAGAUCAGUUGAUGGACCAAUCAGGCUGCCAAUUGUCGAUAAGUACAAGGAUAUGGGGACUGUGGUCCUGGGAAAGCUGGAAUCUGGAUCUAUCUGUAAAGGCCAGCAGCUGGUGAUGAUGCCCAACAAGCACAAUGUGGAAGUUCUUGGAAUACUUUCUGAUGAUGUAGAAACAGAUUCUGUAGCUCCAGGUGAAAACCUCAAAAUCAGACUGAAAGGGAUUGAAGAAGAGGAGAUUCUUCCAGGAUUCAUCCUUUGUGAUCUUAAUAAUCUUUGUCAUUCUGGACGUACAUUUGAUGCCCAGAUAGUGAUCAUAGAGCACAAGUCCAUCAUCUGCCCAGGGUACAAUGCGGUGCUGCAUAUUCAUACCUGUAUCGAGGAGGUCGAAAUAACAGCCUUAAUCUGCUUAGUAGACAAAAAAUCAGGAGAAAAAAGUAAGACUCGACCUCGUUUUGUGAAACAAGAUCAAGUAUGCAUUGCGCGUUUGAGGACAGCAGGGACCAUCUGUCUGGAGACCUUUAAAGACUUCCCUCAGAUGGGACGCUUUACCUUACGAGAUGAGGGUAAGACCAUUGCAAUUGGAAAAGUCCUGAAACUGGUUCCAGAGAAAGACUAAGCAUUGUCCUGAUGACCCUGCACAAUACUGUGAGGAAUAUUGACUGCAAAAGCCUAUUCACACCGCCUUCUCUUAUUUUCUGCCCAUUGACAAACCUCUCCCCAUAUUUUGCAAAGAAAAUUCACAGCAAAAGUCCACAUUAUGUCAGCUUUCUCAUAUUGAGAGCUCUGCUAUGCCACUGUUGAAUUUUCCCCAAGAUUUUACCCCCAUUUCAAACUUUGCUUCCUUGGACAGAUUUGGCAAUAGCUUUGUAAGUGAUGUGGACAUAAUUGCCUACAAUAAUGAAAACCUACAGGAAUUUUUAUUUUUCAUUUUCCCCUUAGGCAUAGUUAGUUCUUUUUUUUUCCCCAGGCAGAUCAUUCUGAGUGUGCGAGUGUGUGUGCACAUGUUAAAAAGACAACUACCAUGUUAAUAAAAUAUUCAAUUUGAAACCCUUUUCGGUAUUUGAAUUGCUUUGGAAUACUGUUUUUUAUCUCAAUGUAACAUUGUUGCAUUAGCUUUUUAACUGCCAAGUAAUUGAAUACAUUUUAUUACUUGGAUUUUUCUAAACUCUCCCUACCCACUCACUUUAAAUGGGGCAUUUACAAACACUGUUCGAGUUUGUAUUAAAGGAAAGAAUUUGUUGUUUGAUCCCUUAUUUUGAUGGUUAAUGCAUACAUAAACACCUUUAUGCAGCUGCAGCACUAACUAAGUCUAUUCUUUUCUGCCAAUUUAUAUUUUAGUAUGAUUUCUUAAACACAGUAAGUUGUUUGGAAGCAAAUAGCAUUACUGUCAUCUUUAAGAGUACAAGCUUAAUGAAACUAUACCCUAGAGACAAUUCCAUUAGCUUGUUACAUUAAUGGAAUUCAUAGUAAAGAAAGCAUGUUGAAACUGGCGAACGCCCUUUAGUUUUUCUACGAGCUGCAUGCAUCUAGUAUAAAAUCCUAUCAGUUCACGUGCCAGUCCCACAAGUUACUUUGCAGUAACUAAAGGGUCGAAGAGCCUUGCUUCUUCAUGCCAAUUCUCAAUCCAUUGAUGAAUGUAGUCAUCACUCACUUCCCACACUAAAAUGAACAGUAACAAAUAGAAUCAAGCACAGGAUAGGUUUUAGCUCAAUUAUUUUGAGUUUUCUUAAAUAUAAGCUGUAAUUUACUAACCUUGACAUGGAUGAACCACAAUGCAGCAUGCUGUGGUGGUUUUAGUUCAGAGGGUGACUUUCUACACCAGCUGUCAUGUCUGAAGGUUUUCAUGAGAAUAAGUGGGACGUAGGAGAGACAGUUUCUGGGUUUGCCAGGGUCUCCAUGUUGAAUGUUUGCUUCCAUUUAUGAGAUUUGGCCUCUUUUACAUUGUGAUUCCUAAGAGACUUUUUAACUGUAUGUUUUUUGGUAUGGCCUAUUCCUGUAAUCUUGCUCCCCAGAAAAGAAAAGCCUAGCCAACUGUAUUUCCAGUUAGAAAACAAAAAACAAAAGUGUUUUUUUAACAAUGAAAUGCCAACUGCAGAGAUAAAUGAGUUGCUGUCUCAUGGACAGGGCUAAAGUAGAGCCCUCCAGCUUUGAACUACACAUAUGCUAUUAAAUUGCAUAAAAUUAAAUUUUAUAAUGUUUGCAAAUAUCUGGGCUUUUAUUUUUCUGUGACAUUUGGGAGCUCUAAUGAAAACAAAAUGAUUCUUUUUAUAUUUCCAUGCUAAUAAAAAUUAGCAAAUGCUUGAGUCUUAAUGAGUCUUUAGAAACUUUGAGUUACUAAAAUUAUUUCCAAAGACUUCCCUUUUGAAAUUAAACAUUUUUAAAAACAAGUUAUGUCUGCUAUUAAAACACAGUUAAGAAUGUUAUAUGCAUGUUGCCAAGAUUCUUAAGAGAAAUGACUUGGACAGCACUUAUGAAAGCCCUACCUCUACAAGAUAGCAUAAGUACAAAGGUACAAUAAAAAGUACAAUAAAAAUUUAUUGGAAUUAUAUCACAUCAACAGAAUUAACACUACAUAUUAGGGAAUUUGAAAUUUGAGAGAAGUAUCUCUAUUUAGACUUGAGGGAUUUGAAAAUAGUGGUUAUAUCAGAUUGUCAUUUGAAUAAGGAGAUUAAUGUCUGAAGUACUCUUGGAAUGUGUGCAGAUAUUGGAUUUCUAAAGAGCAAUACAGUUGUGUGCUAUCAUUCUGUCUUUGGCAAAUGUAAUAAGCUUUUUAUGUGUUGACAAUGCAAAAUAGGAUAACUAUAUAACACAUUCUGGGUAUUAAAAACUUUACUUUUUUCAGCUAUAUUUAACAUAGGCAUGUAGCAUCAUAUAGUUUGCCCCAUUUUACAUUAAUGAUCAUCACAUAACUUUUAUGCUAGGUUAUUUAAGUGAAUACACAGAAUUUUAAGUAAUGGCAUUUAAGAUAAUCUUAACUGUCAUCUUUUUCUAUGGAAGAGGAAAUACAAUAUUUUUUGUUUAUAUAUAAUUUGCUAUCCAACAGGGGGAAAAAAUCUCUAUUAGAUCCAAAUGACAAGAAUUUUGGCUAAGUGUAUACUGUCUGAAAAUCAAUGACAAAGUAACUGUAAAUGAUUAAACACAUUUUCCUCGUUUUUUAAUGAAAAGUCUUGAAGUACAUAAUUACAUGUAAAAACUUUGUAACUGAAGUACAAGCUAUUCACUGUAAUAAGGUAAUUAAUUCAUCAUGUCUGCUGUUUAUGAAAACCACUUAGAUCUACUAUACAGUGUGGGACUUCAAAAAUUACUUGGUUAACAGUUCCUGUCACCAGUUGAAGUGCUCCAAAUAUUUUGGCUUAUUCUUGGAACCAGAUGCAGUUUUAUAACUUAAGAAUCCAGGAUGAACAUGGGGGAGGGUCAGCUAUCCUCCCUCAGCUGUCUUCAUGAUCUUGGAUGGCUGUUACACAUGACAGCACUCUAGCACCUUUACUCACUGGCUGCUGCUCCAUGAAUGAUGACUUCAUUGCUUUGGGUAGAGAUUUAAGCAAUCAGGGACAAAGUGUAGCUUUCUGUGUUAGAAACUUCCAACCUUUAAACCAUUUGUGAAAAUUCCAGUUACAGUACUAUAUCUCUGACUGUAGAAUGAGUAGGUGUUAUAUUCAUUGUUGGCCUACCUUAUUAGAAUAAGCUGCAAUUAAUCCUCUCACAGAUCUAUAUGUAAAGUAGAUAGAUAGCGGUUAAUUGGGCUUGGGAGAUUAACUCCAAAUACUGUAUUUUAUUUCUUAAACUAAUUUUUCGGUGAUUCUAACAGAUGCCAUCUAACUAUUCAUGAUCUUGUUUCUUUAGAAAUCUUGCCACAGCAGUAACUUGGUAAAUACAUACAAUUAUAUAUGCACAAUUCAUGACUUUAUAGGUUUAAAUUUAACAAUUGAUUAAAUUAGAUUUCAUAGUAUGUGGAUAGAAAGUGUUAUUUUCCGGUAGUAAUUCAGUCUAUUGCAUUUGUACCAAUUUAUUGCUAGAAUUCAGAUAGGGUAGAUCUGAUACUUGAUGGUUUUGGUUCUGGGAUAUUCUUAAUUUUUAGAAUCCUAGAACUUAAUGAGUCUUCCCUUCAAUAAAUAUACUUCUCACAUACCUCUAAUCCAAUGCUUCCUUGAAACAGUAAUAUGCUAAUCACGUUGUUUACUAAGGAUUAUUAUGAAGGCAUGGAGGUAAUGAGAUAGAGAUUUCAAACUUGUUUUCCGGUGCAAGGGAAAGUAAAUAGGCACUAAGCCUGAUUAGGCAGAAAACAUGGAUUUCCACAGCAGUCCCAGAACAGUAUUGCUUUUUUCUGCCUUGUCAUACAUGCCACUGUGCCCUUUAAAUCUUGACCUGGAAACCUCAGGUUUGUGGACUGCACAGGCAGAUGGCAUUUUGUGCUUCUGAGGCUCCCCUCUGCUAGGCACGUUAGCUUAGUGCUUCAGAUGUCAGCCUGAGUCCUUGCUACCUCCUUUCCUGCUGCCCGGGGAAGAGUGUCUGUGCUGGAGCUGGGGCUCCGGCCCUGCUCAGGUGACGGUCUUCGCCUCCAUCUCUUCCACAUGCAUUAGGUGAAACAGGUCUGAGCCUGCAAGUCUGCAUUUAAAGGGACAUGUUGGGCUCUCGGAAAUGUAUACACUUCUUACCUAGUUUCUUCAGCUUGUUUGAAAGGAAAUGUGCAUCUCUCAAGUCAGGAUUUACUGACUAAUUUUUGCUGAACUGGUUAAUACCUAGAGCCCAUUUUAAAAGAAAACAAGAUUGAGAACUGGCUAGGUUUGAUGGGUUUUUAGCCUAAUUCCAAAGCAUGAAUGAGUGUUCUAGGUAGGAAAGAAACCCUUAUCUUAUGAUUUGUAGCUACCUACUGUGCCUGACUUGGUGCCUGUGUGAGGAUUACACCCUUAGUCUGCUCUUGCAAUUAUUCAAAUGACUGAAGUUUAAAAAUUUUGUUUUGUAACAAUAAAAAUUGUCAUUUUCCCUUUUGA